Messenger RNA from Anneissia japonica, 1158 nucleotides. Its product is annotated as heparan-alpha-glucosaminide N-acetyltransferase-like. The record is from RefSeq and is a predicted model, not a curated record. Lineage: Eukaryota; Metazoa; Echinodermata; Crinoidea; Comatulida; Comatulidae. The transcript is spliced from 4 exons. The coding region runs from base 1 to 495 and encodes 164 amino acids.
AUGGCUUUGCGGUGUACUGUCCAUUUCACCACAAGUGGUGGCGCUUCUACGUGUCUUCCCUUGCAACUCCAGCAGCUGAGUCCAAGUCUCUGGGCUAAAAAACUAGGACCAACUAAUACCUUUAGAUUCAGUGGAUGUAUUGCCACUAUUCUCUGUAAGGGAACUAAAAAUGAUGGCUGGAUUCCCAUCAACAAGAACUUGUGGUCCAUAUCAUUUGUGCUUGCUCUGUCCAGUAUGGCAUUCCUUCUUCUCAUCUUUUGUUACUGGACAAUUGAUGUUGUCCACUGGUGGUCAGGUGCUCCAUUCUUUUAUGCAGGAAUGAACUCAAUUUUCCUGUACAUUGGUCAUGAAGUUUUUUCCGGCUACUUCCCAUUUUCUUGGAAACCCUUUGUUGGGAAUCACGCUGAGUACCUUGCAAUGAGUCUGAUUGGAGCAUCAAUCUGGGUGUUAAUUGCAUUCUACCUCUUUAAGGUUAACUUCUUCCUGAAGAUCUAGGCCUAAAUCUGUAAAUUGUUUUUUAUAAAUAAAAUAUACCACCUAUUAUUUGUCACUGGCGCUUAAAGAUUAAAAGUUAGUGGUUAAAGAGAUAAGUUUUAAGGAGGGUCAUUGAAUGCAUCAGUACCGGAAGUUGAUUGAAGUUUAGGUGAAAGGGAGUUCCAUAAUUUCGGACUGACAAAAAAAAAUAAUGUUGGCCAGUAUGGUCAUUUAGCAUUCUAGGAACAGAUAACCUGAUUAAGUUUGACUGUCUUCUAGAGUGUACUGUUGUGAGAUGGAUGAAUGAAUGAUAAAUUUAAUAUAAAAAUACUAGCAUUAUAAAAUAUAAAAAGGAAAAUGAGAGUAGAACUAUUUUUAAUAUUAAAGCAUUUUAGAGUGGUUACGACUGAGACGUGGAUCAGGGGGAACUGAUCCUACUCCUGUCGGGCAAACAUGGACCCUCUUCGCCCAAAGCUGUGAUGAGGUUGUCAAACUAAAAAUGUUAAUUUACCAAUCAAAAGCUAUUGUGAUUGCCAAUUCCUAAAAAUAUUGUGGUUUAUAAGCACAAAUAUGGGCAAUCCUAAACCAUAAAAAUCUAUUUAUAAUAAUCGUAACUCUCACUUUUAAAUGUACUGUAUACAUAGUUUUGUUGAUAAUACAGUAUAUUUAAUUUUUUUUAUUUUU